Messenger RNA from Achroia grisella, 2032 nucleotides. RefSeq names its product probable methyltransferase-like protein 25. NCBI's taxonomy places the organism in Eukaryota, Metazoa, Arthropoda, Insecta, Lepidoptera, Pyralidae. The transcript has 8 exons. The record is from RefSeq and is a predicted model, not a curated record. The coding region runs from base 96 to 1589 and encodes 497 amino acids.
CUCGGAAGAACAUGAUAUACUGGGCAUGGCAGAAAACAUAAGGGCACAAUAUAAAAAAGCUUGCGCUCAAUUGAAAAUAUCAUCAACAAAUCCAUAUGAUGCAGGAGUUUCCUUCUGAAAAUUUUGGUUGCAAGACUACAACAAUGGAGUCCACUGUACACAAGUUACGUCAUAAUUUAGACUCCAUUACUACAUUCCUAAAUCCCCUGCUGCCACUAGCUAACUGUCAUAUGGUAGAAUUCUUUACUCAAAAUCAUUGGGAGUCACUUGUCCCUAAUGGCUUGAGAGAGGCAAUGGCAAAUUGGGGUUUUACAACAACAGUUGAUAAGUUUUGGAACAUUGCAACAGAUUUCAACAAUAAAGACAAAACUAAACUCGGUGACUGGAUCAACAAGGCGCGUUCACACUGCAUCACCAUUAACAAUGAUUAUUGCCUAACAGUUGAGCAACUGCAGGACCGUAUCAAGAACUGGGGAGGUGAAGUUAAGCCAGAAAUUAAAGUCAAAGAGUUUAUGAGUGGCAAGAAAAGUUAUGAGGUACAAACAAUGUCUCGCCUUGUGGCAUCGUUGUGCAGCGUCAGUUCAUCAAAUUGCUGUGUCGAGGCGGGCGGCGGUCGAGGACACUUGCCUGUAGCACUGAGCCUCGGGUAUGGUGUACCUAGCCUUACCAUCGAUUGCGACGUCAAAACAUUACAGACAGCGACCGAAAGAAUCAAAAUUAUACAGAAACAAUGGCAUGCUAUAGCUAAAAGGAUAAAGGAUGGCAAUGAGGAAUGCAUAUCGGAGAGUAUCAACAAGAAUCUGCAUAGAUUUGCAAGCGCCUAUAUCACCAAGCACACUGACCUUAAAACUGUAGUUUAUGAGAAGUUUCCAGAAUUCGCCGGUAGUGACACUAAGUUACUACUAACAGGUCUACACACAUGUGGGAAUUUGGGUCCAGAUUCUCUGCGUAUCUUCACAUCUCAAGACUCCAUUAGCACUAUCUUCAAUGUACCCUGCUGUUACCACCUCCUCACUGAGCGAGUCGAUUCGGGCCUGUUUGACAUCUUCCAGAGAGACUACGGUCUAGGACAUGAUGUAGGACAGGGGUUUCCUAUGUCGCAGCAUUUGAGAAAUUACAAUCUUGGUCGCAACGCAAGGAUGCUAGCCGCCCAAUCCAUAGACAGGGUUGUAUAUCAGAGGCAGUUGCCAUCCAAGAGUUUGCUGUAUAGAGCUUUAUUAGAGGUAGUAAUUAAGAAGUAUUUACCCAACGUCCCACUGCCGGAUGGCAAAUUGAAACGCAUUACUCCGAAUAAAUAUAACGAUUUCAGAGAAUACAUCAAAAUAGCUGAUUCUGUAUUAAAGAUAAAGCUGUUUGAUAUUCUACCCGAGUGUCAUUUAACUGAUAUUGAAGAAAAUUUGGAUUCUCUAUGGGAAAAAGUUGUGUUGUUCUAUUUGUUAAGGUUGUGUUUAGCACAGGUGAUAGAAAGUGUAAUAUUAUUAGAUAGAAUUUUGUACUUAUACGAGAGUGGUUUUGAUAAAGUUUUUCUGGUCAAAUUAUUUGAUCCAGUGCUGUCGCCAAGAUGUCACAGUAUUGUAGCUGUGAGAUAAUUUGUAAAAUAUAAAUUUGUAUGUACAACAUUUCUUCAGGGUUUAAAUAUUUAUUUAGGGUUAAACAAUAAUCUGAACCAUUAUUAUUAAGAAAUGGAAUUAAUUUCAUAAUUGAACAUUAGUGCUAAAUUGCCGAUAAGACCGCAUUUAUUGAUUGUAUACUAAUAUUAUAAAGAGGUAAAUUUUGUGAGUUUGGAUGUUCCGAAUAAUCUUCGAUACUACUGAUCCGAUUUUGAUUCUGUUGGAUAGCCCAGCCUAUAUAUGCUAUAAACAAUAGCAAAGCGGUAGUCCAAAUAUUACAAAAACGGGGAAAAUGUGAUUAAGACGAAUUUGCAUGGGUCCACCUAAUUUUUAAUAUUUUCAAUUGUCCACUUUACGUCUUUAGAUACAUUAGUUUUAUUAAUACUGUGGGGUAUAAUAUAUGUAUAUACCUUAUGACUGAC